UCUAUCAAAAGUCAAAACAAAGUUUUGAGUUGUUAUUCGUGUGGAAAAAAAUAGCUUUCCUGCAAUUAAAGUUAACUAUAAAUUUGCAGAAUUAUCAAUUCAUUCAAAAAAUGGCUUCUCGUUUUAGUGGUGCGUUACAGUUAACAGAUUUGGAUGAUUUCAUAACUCCAUCACAGGAAUGUAUAAAACCAGUUAAGAUAGAAAAAACAAAAAGCCAAACUGGCGCGAAAAUAAAGAUCGGUGAAGAUGGUUACUUCGACCUGUCGAGUGGUAAGGAACAGAAGUUACAGAAGGUUGAAAUCACACUUGCUGACUGUUUGGCUUGCAGUGGGUGUAUCACCUCCGCUGAGAGUGUACUGGUUACUAAACAAAGCCAGGAGGAACUGUUAAGAGUAUUAUCAGAGAGGAGGUACACAGAUUCAAGAGGAAAUACAAGGGAUGUUAGCCUGAUAGUGGUGUCCAUAUCUCCACAACCUACACUGUCUCUGGCAGCUAGAUAUAAACUUUCCCCAGAAGAAGCAACAAGUAAAUUGGCAGGUUAUUUUAAAAAGUUAGGUGCGGACCUAGUUCUUGAUAUGACAAUAGCCGAGGAUCUAUCAUUACUAGAAGCAAGGCAAGAGUUCCUUGAAAGAUAUCACAACCAGCAAAAUGAUCCCGCUGGGAAAUAUUUACCCAUGCUCGCCAGUUCUUGUCCAGGUUGGGUGUGCUACGCGGAGAAAACACAUGGCAAUUUCAUACUCCCAUACAUAUCAACCACGAAGUCGCCGCAACAAAUCAUGGGCUCACUGGUCAAGCAGCACCUCUCAGCCAAACGGGAGCUGAUCCCAGGGGAAAUGUACCAUGUGACCUUCAUGCCAUGCUACGAUAAGAAGCUGGAAGCAUCUAGAGAGGACUUCUAUAGCGAAGUCAUGAACUGCCACGAUGUGGACUGUGUUAUUACAGCGAUUGAACUGGAACAAAUGCUCUCCAGCGAAGGGAAAUCUUUAUCCGAUGUGCCAAGUGCCGAUCUGGACUGGCCGUGGGGCGAAGGCACACCGGGGCUCCACAGCCACGGCAGCUCGGGCUCCGGGGGCUACGCUGACCAUCUGUUCUUGUAUGCUGCUGAACAACUCUUUGGAGAAAGUAAUGUGCCAUUGGUGUAUAGGAAUUUGAGGAACCCGGACUUCCGGGAAGUGACCUUAGAGCAAGAUGGCAAGGAGGUGCUUCGGUUCGCGAUCGCCAACGGUUUCCGGAACAUCCAGAACUUGGUGCAGAAGCUGAAGAGGGGGAAGUCGCCCUAUCAUUACGUGGAGGUGAUGGCUUGUCCUUCAGGGUGCCUCAACGGGGGGGCGCAGAUACGUCCGCUGAGCGGCGAGAGCGGCCGCGAGCUGGUGGCGCAGCUGCACGCGAUGUACCGGCGCCUGGCGCCGCGCGCGCCGCGCCCGGCCGGCGCCGUGGCGCGCCUGUACGCCGACUGGCUCGCCGGCGAGCACUCGGACAAGGCCCGCGCGAUGUUGCACACGCGCUACCGCCCGUUGGAGAAGAGUGACGUCGCGCUUAAUAUUAAGUGGUGAUUGUGUUUUUUUUUUGAAUUUCGAAAUUCGAAAUUCGAAAUCCUGCUAAUAUUGUAAAUGCGAUGUUUGUAGGUAUCUGUAUGAAGUUUGGUUCAGAGAUAGAUUAUAGUCUGGAUUAGCAUAUAGGCUACUUUUUAAUAGUAAAAUAAGCUAAACCUAAUGAGGGUAGUUCGAAGAAUGAAAAAUGUAUGUAAUCGUUGCAAUAUGAACAAAUUAUGUAUUAUAUAUGUAUAAUUUAUUAAUAGCGAAUUAUUCACAAAUUUAUUAAAUUACUCUACUCUUAAGCAAUCGGUGACACAUCCAAAGCUGAAUUUUUUAAAUGGGCCCAAUAGUUCCUGAGGUAAGCGCGUUCAAACAAACUCUUCAGUCUCAUACUAUUAGUAUAAACAAUGUCAAAUUAACAUCCGUCAAAUACCUACUUUUUUACCUACGUAUCCGUUACAUAAAAAAAAGUUUCUUUGCAGUAAGGAUAAGGUUUAAUUCUGCCGGAAGUUAAAAAUUGUUAAAAUUAUUUUGUCAUUAAUAUUUGGAAAAAAAUAGAUUCCAUUAUUAUUAAUCAAGUAAGUUUAGAUUUUAUAAAUACAGCAAACUCCUAUUAAUGACUUGGUACAAAAUUGUCCUUUAAAUUCCUAAGACAUAGACAAUAUGAUGACAUAGUGUGUUUAGGAAUAAAACAAACGAAUGCAGUAGGUACAGUCGUUACAAAAUGUUGUUUUGUGCUAAAUAUAUAUUGAUUAAAUUAUUUAUUUGCUUUUCACUUGACUUAAAUGGCUCUAAUACGUAACAUGCUGUAUUAUUAACUUUCCUUAUGUUGUUUUGUUUAUAUUAUAUAUUUAUAAAAUGAACUUUAGUUGCUUGUUCUUAAGAUUCAUUCUUGCAUUUCUAUUAAAGAUCAUUUAUUUGCAAAUGUUUAAGAGAAAUGUAAAAAUCGUCGUCUAUUUUAAUAUGUGUUAUAUUGAAAUAAGUUUUAAUGUGAUUAACUCUUAUUUCGCUAGCCCUAAAGGGCUAUAUUUAUGAUGGUGUGAAUAUUGUUAAAACUUACACUGAAAGUUAUUUAAAUACCUACCAUACUUAAUAGUAUAAAAUUUAUAUAUAUAUUUAUGCUAUAAAUACAAAAUAGAUGCUGGAGAUGUAUAACACUAUCACUACAUGGUAUAAAACAAAGUCGCUUUACGCCGUCUACGUAUCUGUAUGCUUAGGUCUUUAAAAUUACGCAACAUAUUUUGAUAGGCCUUUUUCAAUAGACAGUGAUUCAAGAGAAAGGUUAUUAUGUUAUAUAGGGGCGAGCGAGAGACAGCUCUUUUUUUAAUAUUAUUUUACAUAUUUCUAAUUUUUUGUAUAAUAAAUUUAGAAUAAAUUAUGAUUUUAACAAAUGUAACAAAGCACAUAGCAAAUUGUAUAAAUAUAUAACAUAAGAAAUAAAUGUGUUAUGAUA
Molecule: messenger RNA, 2988 nt
Organism: Zerene cesonia (dogface butterfly)
Lineage: Eukaryota; Metazoa; Arthropoda; Insecta; Lepidoptera; Pieridae
Product: probable cytosolic Fe-S cluster assembly factor GL21135
Exons: 8
Coding region: 111-1553 (480 amino acids)
Biological process (GO): iron-sulfur cluster assembly
Cellular component (GO): cytosolic [4Fe-4S] assembly targeting complex
Molecular function (GO): 4 iron, 4 sulfur cluster binding
Source: RefSeq, a predicted model, not a curated record